Messenger RNA from Fraxinus pennsylvanica, 345 nucleotides. The record is from the annotation of a GenBank genome assembly. Lineage: Eukaryota; Viridiplantae; Streptophyta; Magnoliopsida; Lamiales; Oleaceae.
AUGAUUAAGAUACUUUACUUAGUAGUAGUGAUCGCGGUGGUCGUCGCACCACAUGCGGAGGCUGCAAUCUCGUGCGGCACGGUGGCAUCCACCCUGUCUCCAUGUCUCAACUAUGUCAUGUACGGCGGCCAUCAGGUGCCACCCAAAUGCUGCGCCAAUAUUAAGUCGCUUUACGGCAUGGCUAAGACCACAACUGACCGACAAUCUGUUUGCACGUGCUUGCACACUGUGGCGGCCUCUGCCUCCGCGGCCAGCAUUAAAAACGCGGCUGGCCUCCCGAGUAAAUGUGGCGUUCGCAUUCCAUACAAGAUCAGCCCAUCCAUGGAUUGCUCCAAGGUGCAGUAA